UCUCAGUGGCUGCAGCCCUUUUUAAACUCCUUUCGGCUCGCCGUCUGCAGCAGACAUGUGAAGAUGCUCCGAGUAGAAAGCUCAUAAUAAAACCCUCUCAGCGCCUCCAGGGCCCGGGAUUACUGGCAUGUUUUUAAAGGAUGGAAACGGAUGAAGUGUCGGUUAGAGAGCAACUUUUCCACAACCGCGUCCGCGAGACGAUAAUAUGCGUCCUCCUGUUUACAUGCCUUUACAUGGUGUGCUACCUCAUCCUCACACACUUCAAAAAGACUGCCGACUUCAUCACAGAUGACAUUGAAGAUGCUACUGUCAAUAAAAUUUCGCUCUGGUUGUGCACAUUCACCUUGUCUGUCGCAGUGUGCGCUGUGCUGCUUCUCCCCAUCUCCAUCCUGUCAAAUGAGGUUCUGCUCACCUUCCCGCACAGCUACUACAUGCAGUGGCUCAAUGGAUCCCUUAUCCACGGAUUGUGGAACCUGGUGUUUUUGUUCUCCAACCUGUCCCUUGUCUUCCUCAUGCCUUUUGCAUAUUUCUUCACCGAAUCAGAGGGAUUUGCUGGAUCCAAAAAGGGAGUGAUGGCACGAGUGUAUGAAGCUGUUGUCCUGCUUAUCCUGCUUGCUCUCCUUGUGCUUGGUAUUGUGUGGGUGGCAUCAGCCCUCCUACAUGACAACAUUGCCCGAAAGAGCCUCUACGACCUGUGGGAAUAUUACCUGCCAUAUCUGUACUCUGGGAUUUCUCUGUUUGGAGUGCUGCUGCUUUUGCUGUGUACCCCGUUUGGAUUGUCUCGAAUGUUCAGUGUUACCGGCAGCCUGCUUGUCAAACCGCGGCUGCUGGAGGACGUAGAAGAUACUUUGAGCUGCACUGUGUUUGAAGAAGAUUCACUCCACAGAAAGCUGAACUGUGGCAGUCCAUCGUGUUGGGUCAAGCUGAACAUGGAGGCCAUGAAGAAAGAGUACCAAACAGUUCAAAGCAGGCGUGUUGCUCUGGAGAUGCGGAGAAUGGCGUCGCCAUGGCAGCGCAACUUGGGCUAUCCUUUGGCAAUGCUUAUGCUUCUUGCUCUGACGGUGAUGUGUGUGCUGAUGGUCUGCUUUAACGUGUUGGAGCUGCUGCUGGAUGAGACGGCCAUGCCCCGAGGAAUGGAGGACCCUCACCUGGGAAUGGCCUCCUUCUCCAUGUUUGGCUCACUGGGUGCUGCAGUUCAAGUAGUCCUCAUCCUCUACCUAAUGGUGUCCUCAGUAGUGGGCUUUUACAGUUCUCCCCUCUUCUGUGGACUCUUGCCUCGUGUAAAAGACACUAACCUCACACAGAUCAUUGCAAACUGUGUUUCGCUGCUUAUACUGAGCUCUGCACUGCCUGUGUUUUCACGCACACUUGGGAUCACACGCUUUGAUUUGCUGGGAGACUUUGGGCGGUAUAACUGGCUUGGGAACUUCUAUGUUGUGUUCCUGUACAACAUGCUGUUUGCAGGUCUCACCUCAGCCUCCCUUACAAAGACUGUCACCUGGGCGGUACAGAGAGAGCUCAUCCGUGCCUUUGGACUUGACAGGUUGCCUUUAACUGUGUCACGGUCUACCAUUCCAUUAAAGCUCCUCCUGGUCAGUGGGCUGUCUAAAAUCCAGUGACCUUUUUCACACCUUAGCACUGGCUAUUCUACCCCUUAGAGGGUGAAGACAGUGGGGCCUUUCGGCAUUACAAUGAUAGAAGAGCACAAGACUGUCUGCUGUGGAUGGAGCAGAAAUGCAGCAUAUUGGUGCGUUUCAUGAACGUAUCCAUAACUGCUGCCAUAUGAAUGCAAGUUAAGGUCAUCGUGGACAAAACUGCACAGGGUCGAACAAAAUGAUGGAAGCCAUAUUUAGUCCUGCUCUUCUAAACAAUAAAACUCACCAGUAUUAUUGUGAAACUUAUCAUCUUAAUGCUGUGUUGUUAAUCCAUCUUCCUCCAUCAGUGUUGCUUAGUACUCAAGUGAAUUCCUUGCAAGUUGCACAACUGUUCUAAGAUUGACUGUCUACUGCUUCCAUGUGUUUAUGGGGCCAGUUUUAACAGGGUUUUACUGUAAAUAAGUGUACGUUUCUUUGUUGGAGGAAAAUAUGCAGUUUGUUGCAUGUCGACCUAGUGGUUACAUGGGGAAUUUGUAGUUAUUGCCACUUUUCCAGGCAAAUAGGAGCAUUUCAUGAGAAAUUUAAAAAGUCUGUAAGAAUACUGAGUCUGACAAGGAUUGUACCUUUUUGGGAGAGGGAAAAAAAAGUCUUAACCUUUAUGCCUUUAAUGUAAACCAUUCAUGUGAGGAACUGCUGCCUUGACCAAUCAUACUGUGAAUCAUUAAGAAUCUCCAUGGGAUUGUGCAAUAUUUUAUACAUCAAAUCAGACUUUGAAACUUUGCCAAAAGUCAGUAACGAAAACCUGCUUUACAUUUUAACCUUGUUUUUUUUUUUAUCCACUUUUUUUAAUGAUGAAAAAAAUGUAUGUGUCUCUCAGGGCUUUCAGUGGUUUCUUAAAUGGUGUAAAGUCCCAUAAUCUGAAGAAUUCUGUUGUCAUCCACUAUGUGGCCAUAAUCUUGUGACUUCUUUUUAUUUCUAAAUCAGUCGUUUUUUUUGCUGUUGGUUUGACCAGCAGGUGGCAGUGCAUUUCAGACACUAUAACAAACUUUUUAUAUAUAUGUAUGUACAGAAGACUAUCAUCUACUGGUUGAUUGUAAUCUCAGUUUUAUGCACAUAAACCACUAAGUUUACCCACUGAUGUUGUUCAGGGAAUGUUCAUUCUUGCUUUUGAAACAGGAAGUGUGUAAUGUUUUCUACUUAUGGGUAUUUUUGUCCUACAGUGUGUUUUGUUUAUUACUCCAUGAAUGUGGCGUCAGUCGAUAUUUAAAGUGGUACUGCAAGUAAAAGAAAGUUUGUUUAUUUUAUAAAAAUUCUCUGUCAUGUGUUCUAAACUUUUUGAAGUGUCAUGUUUUACAUUGUUUUGUGCAUAAAGCAAUAAA
Cyprinodon variegatus (sheepshead minnow) is the source of this 2974-nucleotide messenger RNA. It is a transcript of the gene lmbr1l, whose product is annotated as limb development membrane protein 1-like. Gene Ontology annotation, molecular function: transmembrane signaling receptor activity. Gene Ontology annotation, biological process: receptor-mediated endocytosis; signal transduction. The record is from RefSeq and is a predicted model, not a curated record. NCBI's taxonomy places the organism in Eukaryota, Metazoa, Chordata, Actinopteri, Cyprinodontiformes, Cyprinodontidae. Bases 141 to 1619 code for a protein of 492 amino acids. The transcript is spliced from 17 exons.